Messenger RNA from Pseudonaja textilis, 2716 nucleotides. RefSeq names its product mitochondrial E3 ubiquitin protein ligase 1 (gene MUL1). Gene Ontology annotation, cellular component: mitochondrion. The record is from RefSeq and is a predicted model, not a curated record. Gene Ontology annotation, molecular function: ubiquitin-protein transferase activity; cysteine-type deubiquitinase activity. Gene Ontology annotation, biological process: protein stabilization; protein K27-linked deubiquitination; organelle organization. NCBI's taxonomy places the organism in Eukaryota, Metazoa, Chordata, Lepidosauria, Squamata, Elapidae.
AGGCAGCGCAGGCGCAGUGGUGAGGGCCGCGCCGACGGGAACGGCGGCGGUGAUGUCCCGCAAACAGGCGGCGCGGACGCGUCCUGGGAAGGCGGAGGUGGAGCGGAAGCGGGACGAGCGGGCGGCCCGGAGAGCGCUGGCCCGCGAGAGGCGCAACCGGGCCCAGGGCGAGGGCGAACACGGCGGCGGCGGCCUCAACGAGCAGCUUCGAGCGCUCGGACUGCGCCUGCGCGAAGUGCCGGGCGACGGGAACUGCCUGUUCAGGGCCCUGGGGGACCAGCUGGAGGGCCACUCACGGAACCACCUCAAGCACCGGCAGGACACUGUAGCCUACAUGAUCCAACAGCGGCCAGACUUCGAGCCUUUCGUGGAGGACGACGUCCCCUUUGAGAAGCACACUGCCAAUUUGGCCCAGCCGGGCACGUUUGCUGGCAACGAUGCCAUCGUAGCCUUUGCGAGGAACAACCAAGUGAACAUUGUCAUUCACCAGCAAAACGCCCCCCUUUGGCAGAUCCAUGGGACAGACAAGAGCAACGCCCGAGAGCUGCACAUCGCCUAUCGCUAUGGCGAGCAUUACGACAGCGUCCGAAAGAUCAAUGAUAACUCAGCGGCUCCCGCUUGGCUGCAGAUGGAGAUGCUGUGCCAAAACGAAUCCCCAAACCAGGAGGCCCUCCAGGCGAAGGGGGAGAGGCAGCCGCAGCCGAAAGAGGAAAGCCAGGACGAAAUGGACGACGCGCUCCAGAAGGUCCACAACGCCACCGGAUGCUCGGAUGUUGGUUUAAUUGCCCAAGUCCUAGAGGCAGAAGGUUACAGCAUUGAGUCCACCAUCUUUGCCCUUUUCCAGAUGAAAGACCUGGAAAACCUCCGAACAACCAUGGACUCCGCCAGUCACACUUCGACGCGUGAAAUUAUCCUUCUGGCAACCAGUUCGGCCGUUACUGCAAUCCUCUAUGCCGUCUACAGACAUAAGUCAAAAAUUGCAGACAGCCUGAAGGGUGCUAAAAAAGUCACCCUGGAUCAGGAUUUAAGGAACCUGCUGAUAGAAGCCCCAGGGAAAUGCGUCCCCUAUGCGGUGAUAGAAGGUGUGGUGCGAUCCGUCAAGGAAAGCCUCAACAGCCAGUUUGUGGACAGCUGCAAGGGAGUGGUCCAGAGGCUGACCCUUCAGGAGCACAAGAUGGUGUGGAACCGGACCACCCACUUCUGGAACAACUAUGAAAAGAUCAUCCACCAGAGGACAAACACGGUCCCUUUCGAUCUGGUGCCCCCGGGGAGCGAGGUUCCCCCCAGCGUGGCCGUGAGGGUCCUGAAGCCCCUCACUGCUGCCGAGCUGAGCCUUGAGACCGUCUACGAGAGAUUUCACCCCUCGGUGCAGUCCUUGACAGAUGCCAUCGGCCACUACAUCAGCGGAGAGCGACCCAAGGGCAUCAAGGAGACCGAAGAGAUGCUGACCGUCGGGGCGGCCCUCACCGGGGUCGGUGAACUUGUCCUGGACAGCGGCACCAUCAAGCUGCAGCCCCCCAAGCAGGGCCUGCGCUACUGCCUGAGCAGCCUGGGGUUCGACACACUGCUCAAGCGGCAGGAGUCGAGCGUCCGGUUCUGGAAGAUCCUGACCACCCUCUGUGGGCUGGCCAGCUGCGCCCUCCUCAUCUUCAUCCUGCACAAACAGUACCGGUGUCAGCGGGAGAAGCGGCAGCUGCGUCAGAUGCUGGAGGGCCUCACCGCCGGAGGGGACGCCACCAACGCCUGCGUGGUCUGCUUGGGCAACAGCCGGGCCUGCGUCUUCCUCGAGUGCGGGCACGUCUGCUCCUGCCUCAAGUGUUACGAGGCCCUGCCCAGGCCCCCCCGCUGCCCCAUCUGCAGGCAGCUGAUCACCAGGGUGGUGCCUUUGUACAACAGCUGAGGGGCGGUGCACGCUCCCCCCCCCCCCACCCUUAGGCUGCUUUAGGAACUGGCUUGAACAUUGCUGUGUAAAACGGGGAGUGGGUUUCGUGGGUGGGGAUGGGGCUGAGCUGUAGCUCUUUGCACAGAUGGACAAAGCCAAGCGAUGUUGUUCCCACACUCAGUCUGGAAUCGAACUGCCGGCUGUGGCUCUGGUGAAAAUGCCAGAAUGAAAGUUCUCCUUCUCCUCUCUUUGUGCGUGUGAAUAAAUCAUCUUUAGAUGUUGCCUGUUGGAGAAUUCCCAGGAUCACGUUUCUGGAGCUGUGUGGAGGUCACCCGUUUUUUUAUUUAUUAGGGCUCAGUGUCUUUGGCCCUGAAUAUUAUUUUUUAGUCUCAUUUCCCUGCCUACUCAGGUCCCCGAGUACAACGGGGUCGCCCUGCCCUCGCUUCAGGGGCAACUUUGGCUAUUUGGGCCUCCAAAGAACUUUACAUGUGUCAGGAAAGAGAUGGAGGGAAUUCUUUUUGGUAUUUAAGGAGGAGAAAACCAUGGCUGUGUUGAAAAUGACUGGCUAGUCGGGCAAAGCCGCCUUGAAGUUUCAAACCCCAGAAGGGAAUCUCUUCCAAACGGCCUCCAUACCUGGCUUGGAUGGCCCAAGCACACAAUCACACGCAGAGGCGUGCGCACACACAGUGGGCAUCCUGAGAGAGAGAAGAAGGAAAAUAAAUUCGGUUAAACGCUGUGAAUGUGCCUCUCCCGCCUCCUCAAUAUUUAACCCUUUUCACGUAACUAAAAGCUCUUAAUUUGGUUGCCGUUCCCGAGUGAGCAGGUUGCCGCAGG